Messenger RNA from Poecilia latipinna (sailfin molly), 1377 nucleotides. RefSeq names its product beta-1,4-galactosyltransferase 3. Bases 18 to 1184 code for a protein of 388 amino acids. The transcript has 6 exons. Lineage: Eukaryota; Metazoa; Chordata; Actinopteri; Cyprinodontiformes; Poeciliidae. Gene Ontology annotation, biological process: carbohydrate metabolic process. The record is from RefSeq and is a predicted model, not a curated record. Gene Ontology annotation, cellular component: Golgi apparatus. Gene Ontology annotation, molecular function: galactosyltransferase activity.
UUCGUCCAGCUGUCACCAUGGUUACCCUGCAGUCCAAGUGGCGCUUCCUGUUCAUGUUCCUGGGCAUCCAGCUGGUCGUCAUGGCGCUGCUGUCCCGGGAGGGCUACCACAAGCGGGUCAGCUACUUCAUCCGGAUCUUCCGUAAGGGCGAGGCGGCCGGCCCGGUCCGGAACCGCACCGCCGCCGCGCCGGGCGGCGGGGACGUCUACGCCAACCUGUCCCAGCUGUCCCGGGGACACGACCACGCCGACGACAUGCCUUACUGCCCCAAGACGUCCCCGCUCAUCGGUGGGCCGAUCCACGUCAGUUUCCCAUCCGGCCUGACCCUGGCCCAGGUCCAGAGGAAGAACCCCCUGGUGGUGAGUGGGGGGCGGUACCGGCCGCCGGACUGCGAGGCCCGCCACCGGACCGCCAUCAUCAUCCCGCACCGCCACCGCGAGCAUCACCUCAAGUUCCUGCUCUACUACCUGCACCCGUUCCUGCAGCGGCAGCAGCUCAGCUACGGCAUCUACGUCAUCCACCAGGCGGGGAAUUACACCUUCAACCGGGCCAAGCUGAUGAACGUCGGCUUCCGGGAGGCGAUGAGGGAGGAAGACUGGGACUGCCUCUUCUUCCACGACGUCGACCUCAUCCCCGAGGACGACCGCAACCUCUACGUCUGCGACGCCAACCCCAAGCACGCUGCCAUCGCCAUGGACAAGUUUGGCUACAAGCUUCCAUACAAAAUGUACUUUGGAGGCGUGUCGGCGCUGUCGCCGCUGCACUACCUGAAGAUGAACGGCUUCCCCAACAACUACUGGGGCUGGGGCGGCGAGGACGACGACAUCGGCGUCAGGGUGUCUCUGGCGGGGAUGUUCAUCAGCCGUCCGUCUCUGAAAGUCGGCCGCUACAAAAUGAUCAAACACAAGCUGGACAAGGGCAACGACGUGAACCCCAAGAGGUUCAACAUGUUGGCGAAGACGCGUCAGACCUGGAAGAUGGACGGCAUGAACACGGUGGAGUACGAGGUCGUCUCCAGGGACUACCUGCCCCUCUACACCAACAUCACCGUCAACAUCGGGACCGAGUCCGGCCUGCACCCGCCUGCGCAGAAACCCGCAGCAGAGAAACCUGCUGCAGCACAGAAACCUGCUGCAGCACAAACCUGCAGCAGAAAAAGCUGCUGCAGAGAAACUUGCAGCUAAUUCUUCAACCAAACUCCAGGAGAAACUUGCUGUAAAAUAAUCCUGUUGGUGUGAUUUCUGGUAGAAUGAAGCGAUAGCUCCCCCUUGUGGCUCCUGCGGUCGUCUGGAGCUGCGGAGAGGAGGAACCCGGUUGGACUCUGUGAGUUUGUGUGUCAGGCGCUGUCGCCGCUGUAUAAACCAUGAGGCCUUAGAA